GAGAAUAUGCCUUUGAGCUGCAUCUGAGAUGGCACAACUAGUAGGUGCAGAUGAGAUAGAGUCUCUAAGAAUUGAGUUGGCUGAGAUAGGAAGGAGCAUAAGGUCCUCAUUUAGAAGCCAUGCCUCUAGUUUUCAGAGCAUUUCAAGCAUAAAUCCUGUUGAACAAGAUGAUAAUGAGGAGACAGAAGGGUUACAAUGGGCUGAACUUCAGAGGUUACCAACCUGUGAGAGAAUUACUUCAGCUUUGUUUGAUGUUUAUGAUGGCAUGGAAACAUAUGAGAAAAGUAAAGGGAAGCAGGUUGUUGAUGUCACCAGGCUUGGAGCUCAAGAACGGCACAUGUUCAUAGAAAAGCUUAUUAAGCACAUUGAAAAUGAUAAUCUUCUACUGCUGCAGAAACUCAGGAAAAGAAUUGACAAAGUUGGUAUUAAGCUGCCCACAGUGGAAGUGAGGUAUCACAAUCUGUGUGUAGAAGCUGAGUGUAGGAUAGUUAAAGGCAAACCCAUACCUACGCUGUGGAAUACCCUGAAAGAGUUUAUCUUUGACACCACUAAAUUAUCAGUUCUGAAUUCUCAAGAUUUGAAGAUAAGCAUCAUCAAACAUGUCAGUGGCAUUAUUAAGCCGAGAAGGAUGACCUUAUUGCUUGGUCCACCAGCAAGUGGUAAAACAACUUUAUUGUUGGCAUUGGCAGGAAAAUUAAGUCAUUCUCUCAAGGUUCAAGGGGACAUUUCUUACAAUGGACACAUACUAGAAGAGUUCAUCCCUCAGAAAUCAUCAGCAUAUGUAAGCCAAUAUGAUUUGCAUAUUCCAGAGAUGACUGUGAGGGAAACAAUUGAUUUCUCAGCACGUUGUCAAGGUGUAGGAAGCCGAGCAGAACUCCUAAUGGAAGUCAGUAGAAGGGAGAAAGACGCAGGAAUAGUUCCUGAUCCUGAUUUAGAUGCAUAUAUGAAGGCAACAUCAAUUAACGGACUGGAGAGUAGCCUUCAGACAGACUAUAUUUUAAAGAUACUUGGUCUUGAUAUAUGUGCUGAUACAUUAGUAGGAGAUCCAAUAAGAAGAGGUAUAUCUGGUGGUCAAAAGAAAAGGUUAACUACAGGAGAGAUGAUUGUUGGACCAACAAAAGCACUAUUUAUGGAUGAAAUAUCCAAUGGUUUAGACAGUUCCACUACUUUCCAGAUUAUCUCUUGUAUUCAGCAUCUAGUGCAUAUCACAGAUGCCACUGCAUUAAUUUCACUCCUUCAACCAGCACCAGAGACCUUUGAUCUCUUUGACGAUGUUAUCUUAAUGGCAGAAGGAAAAAUUGUGUACCACGGUCCACGGGAUUGCAUACUUGAGUUCUUUGAGGAAUGUGGCUUUAAAUGUCCUCAAAGAAAAGGCACUGCUGACUUUCUUCAGGAAGUUAUCUCGAAGAAAGAUCAAGCACGGUAUUGGACUAGCACAGAAAAACCUUACAGUUAUGUUUCGAUUGACCGGUUCAUUGAGAAAUUUAAGGAUAGCCCAUUAGGUAAAAAGUUGGAGGAGGAGCUCUUGAAGCCGUUUGAUAAGUCUCAGAGCCACAACAAUGAUGCCCUUGUAUCUAAAAAGUUCUCAUUAUCAAAAUGGGAAUUAUUUAAGGCUUGCAUCAUGAGGGAAAUUCUUCUAAUGAAAAGAAACUCGUUCGUCUAUGUAUUCAAGUCAACACAGCUUGUCAUCGUUGCAUUUGUAGCAAUGACUGUUUUCAUUCGAACACGAAUGGCUGUUGAUGUGGUCCAUGGGAAUUAUUUCAUGGGUUCGUUGUUUUAUUCACUCGUCAUUCUUCUGGUUGAUGGAUUUCCAGAACUAUCUAUGACAGUAUCAAGACUUGCAGUUAUUUACAAGCAAAAAGAGUUGUGCUUUUUUCCUGCGUGGGCUUAUACAAUACCAUCUGCUGUUUUAAAGAUUCCACUUUCAUUGUUGGAAUCUUUUAUUUGGACAUCCCUUUCUUAUUACGUCAUUGGUUACAGCCCCGAGAUUGGAAGAUUCUUUCGCCAGUUCCUUCUCUUGUUUGUCAUACACAUGACUUCGGUAUCCAUGUUUCGAUUUAUUGCCUCAAUUUUUCAGACUGUGGUUGCUUCUGUGACAUUUGGUACUGUGGCCAUAGUAAUUGUUUUACUAUUUGGUGGCUUCAUCAUUCCAAAGCCAUAUAUGCCGUCUUGGUUGCGAUGGGGAUUUUGGGUUUCUCCUGUGUCGUAUGGAGAGAUAGGCUUAACUGUGAAUGAAUUUCUUGCUCCUAGGUGGGAAAAGAUGUCUGCAAAUAGCACAAUGGGUCAGCAAGUACUUGAUAACCGGGGGCUAAACUUUGAUGGUUACUUUUAUUGGAUAUCAAUUGCUGCCUUAAUUGGAUUCACAGUGCUGUUCAAUGUAGGUUUUACCUUGAUGCUGACUUUCUUGAAUUCUCCUGCGAGAUCUCGAACACUUAUAUCUUCUGAGAAGCAUCCAGAGUUACAGGAACAGCAAGAAAACAACAGUAGCAUUGGUGCAGACAAGAAACAUGUUGCUUCUCUGAUUGAAAAUACUGUAGAAACCAGAACACGAGGAUUGGUUCUACCUUUCCAGCCACUGGCAGUAGCAUUUCAUGAUGUCCAAUACUAUGUUGAUACUCCUUUGGAAAUGAGAAAUAGAGGUUUUACUGAGAGAAGGCUUCAGCUCCUUUCUGACAUCACAGGUUCAUUUAGACCUGGCAUACUAACAGCGCUGAUGGGAGUGAGCGGAGCAGGGAAAACAACUUUGAUGGAUGUCCUGUGUGGAAGAAAGACUGGUGGUAUUAUAGAAGGAGAGAUUAGAAUUGGUGGCUACCCUAAGGUUCAGGAAACAUUUGCCAGAGUAUCAGGUUACUGUGAACAAAAUGACAUACAUUCUCCAAACAUAACAGUAGAGGAAUCUGUGGUUUUUUCUGCUUGGCUACGGCUUCCUUCUCAGAUUGAUGCCAAAACUAAAGCUGAAUUUGUGAAUGAAGUCAUUCAUACUAUUGAGCUGGAUGGGGUCAAAGAUUCUUUAGUAGGCAUGCCAAAUAUUAGUGGUUUAUCCACUGAACAAAGAAAAAGGCUGACGAUAGCCAUUGAACUUGUUGCUAAUCCUUCAAUUAUAUUUAUGGAUGAACCAACUACAGGUCUAGAUGCAAGGGCAGCUGCAGUUGUAAUGAGAGCAGUGAAGAAUGUAGUUGGAACAGGAAGAACUGUCGCAUGCACAAUUCACCAGCCAAGUAUUGAUAUAUUUGAGGCAUUUGAUGAGCUUAUUCUCAUGAAAGCUGGAGGGCGUUUAAUCUAUGCUGGUCCACUCGGGAAGCAUUCGAGUAGAGUCAUUGAAUACUUUGAGAGAAUACCGGGAGUGCAAAAGAUUAAAGACAACUACAACCCAUCAACAUGGAUGCUAGAGGUUACUUCAAGAUCAGCAGAAUCUGAACUCGGAGUAGAUUUUGCCCAAAUUUAUAGGGAAUCAGCCUUAUAUGAACAGAACAAAGAGUUGGUUGAGCAAUUAAGCACACCACCACCAGACUCCAGAGAUUUGUAUUUUCCAUCUCAUUUUCCACAAAAUGGUUGGGAACAGUUCAAAGCAUGUUUGUGGAAACAACAUUUGUCCUAUUGGAGAAGUCCUUCAUACAACUUGACUCGCAUCAUUUUUGUGACUGCCAUGUCUCUUCUGUUUGGAAUACUGUUCUGGAAGAAAGGAAAGAAAAUAAAUAGCCAACAAGAUUUGUUCAAUGUAUUUGGUGCAAUGUACUCUGCUGUACUUUUCUUUGGGAUAAAUAACUGCUCAUCAGUUUUGCCCUAUGUGGCCACAGAGCGCAGUGUUCUGUACCGUGAAAAAUAUGCUGGAAUGUACUCUCCCUGGGCCUAUUCUUUUGCACAGGUCCUAAUUGAGGUUCCCUAUCUAGUCAUUCAAGCUGUUGUAUAUGUGAUAAUCACAUAUCCUAUGUUGGGCUAUGAUUGGUCUGCUUAUAAAGUAUUUUGGUCACUCUACAGUAUGUUCUGCAAUUUGUUAUACUUCAAUUAUCUAGGGAUGCUCCUUGUUUCAUUGACACCAAAUGUUCAGUUGGCUUCUAUUGUGGCUUCAUCUUCCUACACCAUGCUCAAUUUAUUUUGUGGGUACUUUGUACCACGACCUCAAAUUCCCAAGUGGUGGAUUUGGAUGUAUUAUUUAUGCCCUGUGUCUUGGACAUUGAAUGGGAUGCUUACUUCACAGUAUGGAGAUGCAGACAAAGAAAUAUCAGCCUUUGAAGAAAAUAAAAGAAUUGUCCAAUUUUUGGAAGAUUAUUAUGGGUUUCACCAUGAUUUUCUUAGUGUAAUUGGUGUGGUUUUAAUUGUCUUCCCUAUUUCAAUUGCCAUUUUAUUUGCAUAUUGUAUUGGAAAACUCAAUUUCCAAAAGAGAUAAAAUGUAGUGCCCAUUAUGAUAUCAAGAAUAAGAAAAUAUUGCAAUAUUAUGCAGA
Molecule: messenger RNA, 4442 nt
Organism: Vigna angularis (adzuki bean)
Lineage: Eukaryota; Viridiplantae; Streptophyta; Magnoliopsida; Fabales; Fabaceae
Product: pleiotropic drug resistance protein 3
Exons: 24
Coding region: 29-4387 (1452 amino acids)
Cellular component (GO): membrane
Molecular function (GO): ATP binding; ABC-type transporter activity; ATP hydrolysis activity
Source: RefSeq, a predicted model, not a curated record